This is a messenger RNA of Acanthosepion pharaonis, 702 nucleotides long. The record is from the annotation of a GenBank genome assembly. NCBI's taxonomy places the organism in Eukaryota, Metazoa, Mollusca, Cephalopoda, Sepiida, Sepiidae.
AUGUAUGCUCAACAUUUUAGUUUGAUAUUUUUUUUAUUACAAUACAUCUAUCUGCCCCGAUUAUUAUCUAUCUAUCUAUCUAUGAAUAUCAAUGUAUCUGUGAGAGAUAAUAUGUAUAUUUUUAAUAUCAAAUCUAUCUAUCUAUCUAUCUAUUCAUCUAUCUAUCUAUCUAUCUAUCACCGAAUGGUUAAAUAUUGCGAAUCUAUCUAUCUAUCUAUCUAUCUAUCUAUCUAUCUAUCUAUCUAUCUAUCUAUCUAUCUAUCUCAUUCAGUUUUAUCUAUCUAUCUAUCUAUCUAUCUAUCUAUCUAUCUAUCAUCUAUCUAUCUCAUUCUGUUCUUUAUCCAUCCAUCUAUCUAUCUCAUUCAGUUUUUAUCUAUCUAUCCAUUCAUCCAUCUAUCUAUCUAUCCAUCCAUCUAUCUAUCUAUCUCAUUCAGUUUUAUCUAUCUAUCUAUCUAUCUAUCUAUCUAUCUAUCUAUCUAUCUCAUUCAGUUUUAUCUAUCUAUCUAUCUAUCUAUCUCAUUCUGUUCUUUAUCUAUCUAUCUAUCUAUCUAUCUAUCUAUCUAUCUAUCUAUCUAUCUAUCUAUAUAUGUGUGCAUAAUUGCAUUUACACAUGCGCGCACAUGCACAUAUUUAUCUAUAUAUGCCAAUUUUUUACGCUUAGCCUGCGCAAAAUCACAAUGGUGUGGUCCCCAGAUAGGAUGA